Aspergillus clavatus NRRL 1 is the source of this 444-nucleotide messenger RNA. RefSeq lists its product as uncharacterized. The transcript has a single exon. NCBI's taxonomy places the organism in Eukaryota, Fungi, Ascomycota, Eurotiomycetes, Eurotiales, Aspergillaceae. The record is from RefSeq and is a predicted model, not a curated record. The coding region runs from base 1 to 444 and encodes 147 amino acids.
AUGGAUCCAGCCUACAAAGUGUUACCUGAAUCGACGGAAAAGGUCCAAGGACCUAUUUGGGAGCUGGCAACCUUGACAACGACAGAUGAUCUCCACAAUCUUUGGGCGGAAGACUUCCAGCUACUCGAACUGGAUAUGCUCUCGAUGAGUCUAACGUCCACCAUGGCGGGUCAUGAUCGAACUUCGUCUCAGGAGGAGUGUUUGCUUGCGGAUGAAGAUCAGAGCCUCGCAUCAUCAGAAGAGGUCUUCCACAGAGCAUCGUCGUCUGCAGAUAGCUAUGUUACGACGGCGGAGCGCAACGUGGAUCUUGACCCUGUACCCGUAAAUACUCCGCAGCCGAGCGCGACAGCCCCCGAGUCCAAAAAAAGUUGUCCUCUAAUCAGAUCUGAUUUCGUUGGUCUGGUAAAGCGUCUUUGCAAAGGAUUCUUACCGAGAAAGGAGUAA